Xiphophorus couchianus (Monterrey platyfish) is the source of this 1507-nucleotide messenger RNA. Its product is annotated as olfactory receptor 1F12-like. The record is from RefSeq and is a predicted model, not a curated record. Lineage: Eukaryota; Metazoa; Chordata; Actinopteri; Cyprinodontiformes; Poeciliidae. The transcript has a single exon. Gene Ontology annotation, cellular component: membrane. The coding region runs from base 502 to 1440 and encodes 312 amino acids. Gene Ontology annotation, molecular function: olfactory receptor activity; G protein-coupled receptor activity; odorant binding. Gene Ontology annotation, biological process: detection of chemical stimulus involved in sensory perception of smell; G protein-coupled receptor signaling pathway.
UUCAAUUUGAAAUAAUGGCAAAAUGUAAUAUAGUGGUUUUCUUGGUUGUUGACUGUUUGGUGUCUUCUAUGACUGUAUUUUGUGUUUUUAUGAUGUGAAGCACUUUAAACUGCCUUGAACUGCCUUCUUGCUGAAAUGUUCUAUAUAAAUAAACUUGCUUGAUUCAUGCAACUUUUGAUUUGUCUGCAAACUGAAGUUGAGGGGUUUUUUUAUGAAACUCGUCUUGAUGUCAAAACUAAUUAGACAGAGAAACAGUCCUUUGACAGCUAUGUCUGCCUGGGGAUGAAGGAGGAACCAGAGGAUAAAAGCAGAAGCAGAGGAAACUCAGUUCAGAGGAACUCAGUGGGUCCUCCACUCAGUGACCUGAACUGCCAUCCCUGAAUCUGAUUAUUGUGUUUCUCCAGCUGAAGUCUGAUUUAAUUUCCAUUUACUACAGGCUGUGAUGAGAAUUUAUCACUGUUUCACCAAAACAAUCUGUGACUUUCCUUUCAGCUCCAACAAAUGCAGAUGAUGUUAAACUCAACUCUUGCUCCAUAUUUGAUUUUGGGGGCUUACUUUGAUACCAAGCAGUUAAAGUACUUAUUGUUCCCGAUUGUCUUGUGUAUGUAUAUUUUAAUAGUUGGUUCUAAUGUUCUGCUCAGUGCGGUUAUUGGGUUUAGCAGGAGCUUACAUGAACCUAUGUAUGUCUUUCUGUGUGCCCUGUGUGCCAAUCAGCUGUUUGGCAGUACCAGCCUCUUCCCGUUCUUGUUGCUUCAGAUCCUCUCUGAUGUUCACACCAUUUCUGUCCCAUUCUGUUUCCUACAGGUUUACUGUCUUCACACCUAUCUGAGCGUAGAGUUUUUUAACCUGACUAUCAUGUCUUACGACAGAUACCUGGCCAUCUGUCAUCCUCUGCAGUAUCACUCCCUGAUGACGGUGAGAAAAGUCGCAGCUCUCAUUGUUGCUGAAUGUGUAACUGCCUUUAUCGGAGUCAGCAUUUUCACCUCCAUGAGUUUCUCUCUGCAACGCUGUAGAAACGUAAUCGAUAAAGUCUUCUGCAAUAAUUACUCCAUUGUUCAGCUGACCUGCUCAGACACAACAGGCAAUAAUAUUUAUGGACUUGUGAGCACUGUUGUUGGAGUGGUUUGUCCAGUGAUUUUUAUUUUCUACACAUAUAUGAAGAUCCUUAAAGUGUGCUACUACGGAACCAAACAAACCCAGCAGAAAGCUGUCAGUACCUGCACACCUCACCUGGCCUCCAUCAUUAACUUCUUCUUUGGUGUUUGUUUUGACACUUUACAAAGCAGGUUUAAUACAAACCAUGUUCCAAAUAUUGUAAAAAUAUUGUUGUCCCUGUACUUUCUGACGUGUCAGCCGCUGUUUAACCCUGUGAUGUACGGACUGAACCUGUCCAAAAUACAACAAACCUGGAAGAAACUUUUUUCUGUCCAAAGGAGGUAAUCUGAUCAGUUUGUUCACGUUGGUUGAAAAAACUCUGUCUGAAAUAAACAGAAGGUUUUCCAACACA